Molecule: messenger RNA, 3276 nt
Organism: Raphanus sativus (radish)
Lineage: Eukaryota; Viridiplantae; Streptophyta; Magnoliopsida; Brassicales; Brassicaceae
Exons: 6
Coding region: 1-3276 (1091 amino acids)
Source: RefSeq, a predicted model, not a curated record
AUGGAUAAGACGUGGAUUUGGCUUCCAAGGAAUAGCCACGAGUAUUCAGAAGGAGCAACUAAUUUCGUGAAUUCGUCAGCAAGAAGAUUGGGAAGUCUUCUUGAAAUGCUAUGCCCUUGUAGAGACUGCCGCAAUCUGAGCCAUCAGUCACUGGAUAAAAUUGUGGAGCAUUUGGUGAUUAGGGGUAUGGAUAAGAAGUAUAAGAGUUCUCGUUGGAGUAUUCAUGGUGAAAAAAGAGAUUCUGCAGAAGACAGUGUACUUCAAUGUGAAACAGAGGCAUUUGAUUUGUUUAAGACAGCAUUCUCCAUGGACGAAGGUGGUCCAAACCCGACAACUGACAACGAAGAUGAUGAAGCACCAGAGGAACUUGAGUUUACAAAAAAGCUAAGAGAUGCUCAAACGCCAUUAUACUCGGGUUGUCUCAAGCACACAAAGGUUUCAGCUAUCAUGGGACUUUACAGAUUCAAGGUUAAAAGUGGUGUGUCGGAGAACUACUUUGAUCAGCUGUUGGUUUUACUUGAGGAUUUGCUACCUGAAGACAAUGUUCUUCCCAAGAGUUUAGCUGCAAUCAAGAAAUUUCUGAAGAUCUUUGGGUUCGGCUACGACAAUAUCCAUGCUUGCAAGAAUGAUUGCAUACUGUAUAGGAAGGAGUACGAGAACCUACAAAGCUGUCCAAGAUGCAAAGUUUCAAGAUGGGAAAUGGAUAAGCACAGUAAUGAGAUAAAGGUGGGGAUUCCGGCAAAGGUCCUAAGAUAUUUUCCAAUCAAGGACAGGUUUAGGAGGAUGUUUAGAUCAAAGAGGAUGGCUGAAGAUCUGCGUUGGCACUAUACCAAUGCCACUGAAGACGGUACAAUGCGGCACCCCGUUGAUUCUAUCUCUUGGGCACAAGUGAAUGCUAAAUGGCCAGACUUUGCUGCUGAUCCACGGAAUCUUCGACUUGGGAUUUCCACAGAUGGGAUGAACCCUUUCUCCAUGCAAAGCACCAAUCACAGCACAUGGCCAGUGUUGUUAGUGAACUAUAACACGCCUCCAACCAUGUGUAUGAAGGCUGAGAAUAUAAUGUUGACUUUGUUGAUCCCUGGUCCUACUGCUCCUGGUAAUAACAUAGAUGUUUACCUAGCACCACUGAUAGACGAUCUAAAAGAUUUGUGGGCUGAGGGUAUUGAAGUGUAUGACUCAUUUGCGAAGGAGAAUUUUAAUCUCAGAGCCUUGCUGCUUUGGAGUAUCAGUGACUAUCCAGCCUUAGGAACACUGUCUGGAUGUAAAGUAAAGGGGAAACAAGCCUGCAAUGUAUGCGGAAAGGAUACACCUGCAAGGUGGCUUAAGUUUAGCCGCAAGUUUGUCUACAUGGGUAACAGAAGGAGACUACCGCCUGGCCAUCGUUACAGAUAUAAAAAAGCUUGGUUUGACAACACUGUGGAGGAAGUGAAUGCGAAUAGGAUACAAACAGGCGCUGAGAUAUAUGAAACACUACAAGCUUUUACGAAUGAUUUUGGUAGACCUCUAGAGAAGGAAAAAAAAAGGAAAAGACUAGAGUUGGAAGAUGAUGAGAGGGUAGUGGAAGAAGAGUGUGAUGAAUCAAAUGAACUAUGGCGGUGGAAGAAGAGAUCAAUAUUCUUUGAUCUACCUUACUGGAAGGAGUUACCUGUUCGUCACAAUAUUGAUGUUAUGCACGUAGAAAAGAAUGUGUCUGAUGCUAUAUUGUCUCUGUUGAUGCAAAGUGCGAAGUCAAAAGAUGGGUUGAAAGCAAGAAAAGACUUAGAAGAUAUUGGAAUCAGAAAGCACUUGCACACAGAGGUGAGGGGAAAGAAAACAUACUUACCUCCUGCUGCCUACUGGUUAUCGAAGAAAGAGAAGACCAUUUUUUGCCAAAGGUUAGCUAAGUUUAGAGGUCCUGAUGGUUAUUGUGGUAAUAUUGCGAAUUGUGUUUCAGUUAACCCUCCAAAUAUUGGUAGUUUAAAGUCGCAUGAUCAUCAUGUCCUAGUACAGAACUUGUUACCAGCUGCAUUAAGAGGGUUGUUACAUAGGGGUCCUAGGAUAGCCAUAAAUAGAUUAUGCAGUUACUUCAAUAGGUUGUGUCAGCGCAUCAUUGACCCAGAGAAACUUAUAUCCAUGGAAACAGAGUUUGUGGAAACAAUGUGUCAGCUGGAGCGCUUCUUCCCUCCAGCCCUUUUUGAUAUCAUGUUUCACCUACCAAUACAUCUAUCAAAAGAGGCACGCUUGGGAGGACCAGUUCACUUCCGCUGGAUGUAUCCCUUUGAAAGGUACAUGAAAACACUAAAGGCUUUUGUGAAGAAUUAUGCAAGGCCAGAAGCAUGUAUGGCUGAGGCGUAUUUGGCUGGAGAAUGCGUUGCAUUCUGUUUAGAGUUCCUUAAAGAUUCAGUACCAGUUCAAGAAGCAGUUAAUCGUAAUGAAGAUGUCGAGACUGACACAAUGGUGGUUGAAGGCCGACCUCUGCAGAAGGGUAUAGAGGUUACCCUUUCAGAUAAAGAUAGAGACAUUGCACAUCGCUAUGUGCUAAUGAACAUGGCAUCUUUGGAUCCAUUUCUUGAGAUGCAUUUGGAAGAGUUGCAAGCAAAGGAUGCUCGAUUGGCUAGAAAUGAAACUUUGUUAUGGAAAUACCAUACUGACCACUUUGCAGAAUGGCUUAAAAAUAAGAUUCAUUCAGACUCAACAGAUAGUCAUUCUAAGGAGAUAAGGUGGUUGGCAUUUGGGCCAAGAAAUGUUGCUUUAGCACAUAAAGGAUUCAUCAUCAAUGGCCAACGGUUUCAUACUGAUGCGGUCAAGCUGAAGACACAAAACAGUGGAGUAACUUAUGAAGCCUUUAGCAUGUGUAGAUCAAGUGCUCGAGAUAUGAGACAGGUCGCGGAUAUGAUUACAUACUAUGGAGUGAUAAAGGAGAUUUUGGUCAUCGACUAUCACAUGUUCAAAGUGCCACUCUUUAGAUGCAACUGGGCAAACACAGCGAAUGGUGUGAAGGAAGAAGAUGGCUUCACUCUUGUUAACCUUCAUAUGAACCAAGCAGCCUAUUUGAAAGAUCCAUUCAUUCUACCUUCUCAAGCAAAACAGGUUUUCUACUCUAGGGAGGAUGAUGCUUCAAAUUGGUAUGUUGUUAUGAGAGCACCACCUAGAGGUUAUCAUGAGUUGGAAACAGAAGAGGAUUUAGGUGGUGCUCCUUUACCUGUCCAAGAAGUUGAUGAUAUGGGUGAUGAAGCUUCAGAUGAUGAUAGUGUUUAUGUUAGGGAUGAUUGUGAAGGUUUAUUAGUGGUAGAUUAA